This is a messenger RNA of Cyclocybe aegerita, 2046 nucleotides long. The record is from the annotation of a GenBank genome assembly. Lineage: Eukaryota; Fungi; Basidiomycota; Agaricomycetes; Agaricales; Hemipholiotaceae.
AUGGAGCAGUGUGCACUUGCGAAGCGCCAGAGGCAGGAGAAGGCUGUAUUGAAGGGUUCCUCAAAGGAAGGCACUGAAAGGUCAGAAGGUGUUGCAGUGGACAAGACUUCCUCUGGGUCAGGUCAGAAACCCUCAGAUGAACGGCAUGGCCAAAAGAAGAAAACGAGUGAUGAGGACAAGGACAGCAGCAGCAGCAGCAGUGACAACAGCAACAACAGCAAUGAUAACGGUGACAGCAGCGACAGCAACAGCGAGGAGGAUUCAUCAACCGAUGAUGAAGAUACAAUUCGCUGUCAAGAGGGAAAAACUGCGCCCCCCCAGAAAGGAGUCGCCAAAGAGAAAAUAUCAGCAGUUACAAAACCAGUGCAACAAUCCAAGCAGGCGAUGGCGUCAAAUACUUCCAAGAAGAUUACUGAGGCAACAAAGAUGGCGACACGACCUGAGCUCUGGCCCACAGCGGCGACGGUGUCAAAUACUUCCAAGAUAAUGACUGAGGUAACAAGGACAGCGACACGACCUGAGCCCUGGCCCAUGGCAAAGGCUUCGACUCAGCCUGCAUCCAGUAGUAUCCCGGCAAAGAACUCUGUCAAGGAGAUAACAACACAAAGCCAGAAGAGCAACGCAGCUGCAGCAGAACCUGCAGACAAGUUGGCAAAGCAGCAAGCUGCGGAGGAGAAGGCAGCUGGCAGCAAGCAAACGAAGCAGAAGACGAUGAAGCAGAAGACGACGAAGCAGAAACCCAAAGAGGACAUCCUGCUCAAGGAGAGUGAAGGCGAGAAGAUGACCACAAAGGCGAAGAAGAGCACUGUGGCGACUGCGACGUCAACGCAUGCUUUGUCAGAGGUGCCAGAGAACAUCGCGGAGGCAGGCCCGACAAUCUCUUCAGAGGUCUCCACUACUGACACAGCAGGUGGGAAAUGCAAAUCAAAGGGAAAGGAGAACAAGAAGAAGAAGGAAAUCAGCGAAACUAUGACAAGGACCACAAGGGCUACAGCCAAGGCCGCAAAAGACAUAGGGUCUGAUCAAGGACAUGAAAAGCGGAAGUGUAAUAACAGCGAAAAUGAAGAGCCUGAAUGCCUGAAAAAGAAAACGAAGAUGACCCAGUGCCCACACGACAGUGACUGCGAGCUCGAGUUCCCCGAGGAGCCAAGCUCAGCGCUGCAGGCCAUGAUCGACUAUUACGAAAGCUUGGGCCCAGAGCGCCACACCACACUGAAACUCAAGGCGGUGUUUGAGAUUCACACCCAAUUGGUCAAGGACACUGAACGCCCAUGCCUUUUGCAGGAUGCGCACGAUCACAGUUGGCCUCUAAUAAUUGACUUUGAGAAGCUCCCAGGACAUAUCUUCAAACUACACAAGCAAGUGGAGGGUCUUUGCAGCAACAAUAUCGUUUUCGAAGUGUCCAUCCAGUGGAAGAGGUGGGUUGAGUACGCUUUCGAGACUAACUUGACAGCGUUGAAGUGGGGCAAGAUGUUGGUCAUGGACGUAUUCCGCGAUCUCGGCCAAUAUGCCCACACCGGCUAUUAUGGGGCCAAGGGUGCAAGCAUUAUUGGGAAUUGCAUCAUUGGCUUUUUCCCUAUCAAGAGAAGUCUCAAGGGGUCGAUAGAGGAAUGCGUCAGAUCUGUGGUCACUCGAAACCUCGAGAAUACGAAUCUAACGGCAUCGGCGCGCGAGCAGUGGCAGAAAUUACCCGAAAUCAAGUGGGAUUUCAUGCACAUCCUGCAGAAUUUCGUAGUUCCGUAUGUCGCGAAUGCCCUCAUCGCAGAGGAUACCAGCAAGAGCGAACACGACGCGGAUGUUGUCCGUGUGGCGAGUCAAGGAUAUGGGGAAGAAUUCAACGACCUCGAUGACAAUGAAGAGGCUUUCGAGGAUAUCAACAUUUGUGUGCUGAAGAAGAUUCGAGGGAAAAAAAAGGGGAAGACAUUGUCGCAUCACCCAGUUUUCGCCAGGAAAAACACGAGACUCAAGCUACCAAGACUCAAAUGGAUUGCAACGCCAAUUGAUACAUUUCCUUUCUUCGGAUUCGUCGUUUAUAGCUGUCUUUGA